This is a messenger RNA of Oxyura jamaicensis (ruddy duck), 5966 nucleotides long. It is a transcript of the gene ENTPD1, whose product is annotated as ectonucleoside triphosphate diphosphohydrolase 1. NCBI's taxonomy places the organism in Eukaryota, Metazoa, Chordata, Aves, Anseriformes, Anatidae. Gene Ontology annotation, molecular function: GDP phosphatase activity; UDP phosphatase activity. The record is from RefSeq and is a predicted model, not a curated record. Gene Ontology annotation, cellular component: plasma membrane. Bases 179 to 1852 code for a protein of 557 amino acids. The transcript is spliced from 11 exons. Gene Ontology annotation, biological process: nucleoside diphosphate catabolic process.
CUUGCAGUCAGGCGUUUACCCAAAGGCAGGAGGAUUUGAAGGACUUUGAAGCCCUGUGUGUAGCUGUGACUCUCUGGGUUCCAGCACUGGCCUGAAGAGCCCUGCUCUUCCUGCCUCUUCUCUGGACAUAUUCUGUGGAACCUGGAGGCACAAUGACAUCUCGCCCUCGGAGCCAGCGAUGCGACCCCUCUUCAGAGCGCAGCCCCAACGGACCAAGCGGCGGCCACCCCCGCGGGUAGGCACCGGGACGCCCCCCGUGCCCCCCGGCUCUGCGGGACCCUCUGACCCGCCGGGGGAGCCCGAGGCACCGGUAGGGCGGCGGCUGGGAGUCACAGGUACCAAACCAAAGAUGUCCUGGACAAGAAAGAUUCUACUCGUCCUGGGAUUCCUCUCUACUUUGGCUGCAAUUGCUUUAAUUACUGUAGCAGUGACCCAAAACCAGCCACUUCCGAAGAAUACUAAGUAUGGGAUCGUGCUGGAUGCAGGGUCAUCCCACACUAACCUGUACGUGUACGAGUGGCCAGCCGAGAAGGAGAACGACACCGGGGUGGUGCAGCAGGUGGAGGUGUGUAAAGUCGAAGGCCCUGGGAUCUCAGGUUACUCCCGUGACACGGAGAACGCAGGCCACUCUCUGGUGCAGUGUCUCCGACAAGCACAAGGUGUGAUUCCCUCAAAGCAGCACCAGGAGACCCCCGUCUACCUCGGAGCAACUGCCGGCAUGCGGCUCCUCAGCUUGGAGAAUAAAAAUGCAGCUGACAAAGUCUUGUCAUCAGUAGAGAAGACGCUACGGUCAGCUCCCUUCAACUUCCAGGGUGCCAGAAUCAUCAGUGGUCAGGAAGAAGGAGCCUAUGGAUGGAUCACCAUUAACUACCUGCUGGGUAAUUUCAAGCAGUCUGGCUGGACAAAACUUCUACAUUCCCUGAAAUCCGUAAGUGAGACAUCGGGAGCAUUAGACCUUGGAGGAGCUUCAACACAGAUUACUUUUGUACCAGAUGAAAGCCCUUCUGAGUCCCCAGAGAACCUGCUGUAUUUCCGCCUCUAUGGCAAAGAUUACCGAGUGUACACGCACAGCUUCCUCUGCUAUGGGAAGGACCAGGCUCUGCAACAGAAACUGGCCAGGGAUCUACAGAGCACAGAGAGCAGCAGCAUCCUUGAUCCAUGCUUUCACCAAGGGUAUCAGAGAACUAUAAAUAUCAGUGACCUCUUCAAAAACCCUUGUACUUCAGUCGAGAAAAAGCCAUUUCCUUUCAGCCAGCUGUACGUUGAAGGAGAGGGGAAUUAUGAAAAGUGUCGAAGAAGCAUCCAGAAUCUCUUUAACAAAACCAGCUGUCCUUACUCCAGCUGCUCCUUCAAUGGGAUAUACCUACCUCCGUUGCAGGGGGACUUUGGGGCUUUUUCUGCUUUCUACUUUGUGAUGAACUUUUUGAACCUGACAAACGAAAACCCCUUUGCCCUGGACAAAGUGGCCAGUGCUGUUCAGAGCUUCUGCGCCCGGCCUUGGCAUGAGGUAAAGCAAGCAUAUCACCAUAUAAAAGAGAAGUACCUGAGUGAAUAUUGCUUCUCUGGGGCUUAUAUCCUCUCUCUGCUGGAAAAUGGCUAUGAAUUCACUAAAGAGAACUGGCAAAGGAUCCACUUCCUCGGAAAGAUUGGCAGCAGCGAUGCAGGCUGGACCCUGGGCUACAUGCUGAACCUGACCAACAUGAUCCCUGCGGAGGAGCCCGCUGCACCCCCUCUUUCCCAUGGCAGCUACGUGGGGCUGAUGGUGCUGUGCUCCCUCGUGCUGGUAUCUGUGCUCGUGCUUGCCUGGCUUCUCUUCCACAAGCCCAAGUGCCUGCAGAAGGGGAUUGUUUAGGAAGAACUGUGGAGGGAGAGGGGCCGUGUCACCCCAGCCGCUCAGGGCCAGGAGCCUGCUGCAGGGCAGGCUGUACCACAGAGCCCUUCUUGCUGAAGCUACUGACUGUGUACAACAAGGGCAUUUAUCUCUUUUGACUCUCACUUGCACUGACAGACGUCGGGGCACCAGGCUCGCCACCUCCCUCUGCCAAGGACUGACAAGCAGGUGUCCCCUUCUUGAAUGGGUUGUACUUUUCGUUCACUGAAACUCUGCUGCUUGUUGGUUUUUUGCCUUGUGCACAGCAUUAUGAAGAGAAAAGCAGCAGCAAUCUUUGGGAGACGGUGCUCCUGCAAGGGUUAUCUCAGGGUCCCACAUGCCACUGAGCUCUUGGGAGUGCUCGCACACAGGGUGAUCUGGCUCCUCCUCUGCUGAAGCUGUUCCCAUUCCCCAGAGCCCUUCCAGCAGGGAAACUGCACCAGCAGACCUCUGCUGGGUAUGGUCACCUGUAGCCUGCUGGUCCCCAAGGACUGGCCACGCUCCCACAUGUCACUCUGGAACAAGAAGGGAUGAGGAUGAAGAAACUGAACAUUCUGGCGGUCAUCAGUCCUUGGCUGGGCUCUGGGAGCGACCUGCUCCUUUCACAGGUGGCAAGAAGCCUCUUUCCCACGUCUUCCUGAUGUUGUUGCUGGACCAAAGCUGGCUCGCUGUUAUGCUGAGCCAUUCCCAUGUCCCUAGGGUGACUGUGCAUCGAGAUGCGAAUUCCCAGACAGGCAUUGCUGAUUUUUUGUGGGAAGAGCUCAUACUGGCCACGGAUCCUUGACCAGUAGUGAGCACUUAUGCCUGCAGGGACUCUGUUCUGAUUAGCAUGCCUACAGGUAGAUAUCCACUAAAGCAAUCCAGUGUCACUGUGCUGAUCAUACAGCAGUCUCUGACCCAGGGAAAAUGUUUAUCGGGACAUGUUCCUUUAUAAAAAGACAGCUGGCAGCAGUUAGCCAGCAUGGGCACACACAGAUAGAGCCACUCUUUCCAUCAGCAAAAUCAGUGAAAAUUUGCUUUUUCUUCCCUCAUGAGAUAGACUUAUCCCAAGACCAUAAGACCCAGGGUCUGCAAGUGCACAUACUACAGCCCAUCUUCUAGCAUGAAGCUAGGGGGGUUCCACUGAUCAGAAUUAGGAAUCUUUCUUCUAUUUCCCACUCCUUGGUCAUAAAAGAGAGGUAAGUCAGAAAUCCAUUUUUAUAAUACUUGGAAACCACUGGUGCCUGUUUACCUCCCAAGAGAUCUCAGAAAUCUCUUCUAAUGACAUGUAUGUGCUGGAGGCAAAAAGCAGGUAUUGCAGGGAGAAAGGCAUGGCACACAGACACCUUAAUGUAUUUCCCCGAGCAAAGAUGCAAAAGGUACAGGGGAGAAUGUGCAACCUGGAUGAAACCUUCUCUUUUGUGCAAGCACAGACUUAGAGCUCAGGGCUUUCAUGCUCUCCCAGCUUGUUCCUCUGCCCAGUGCAGGCUGGAAAAUGUCCCCCAGUUAUUUCUACUUCAUGCCUGGAAGUAGGAACCAUAACAUUGAAGGACCUAAAGGUAAGGGGAAAAUCUAUCCUGUCUUAUGGUAAGAUGUUUGGGCAGUUCACUGUUCUUCCAAAAAUCUGUCUUAUUUUUACUCUGAAUUAGCUGGCUACAGCUUCUUAUGAAUCUUGAUCUGCCCAUUUCAGAAAGACUGAAUAACUCUGCUAUCAAAAUCCCUUUUUCUUUGUUGGUGCUUGCAAGUCGUCAUUGUAUCACAUUAAAUAGAUUGACCUUCAAUCUGUGAAGUGCUUUGUUGUGGCCUCACUUGUAGCUCUUGAGUCAACUUUGAAUUUUUUUACAUCUUUCUGAAGUUUGGACACCAAAGCAAGUGGUAGUAGACACCCUAAUAGUGUAUAUAAAAGUAAUACCCUCUGUUCCUGAUCUACACUCUUUUUUCCUAUUCAUAUAUCUCAGGGUCAGAUCUGUUCACUGAAGAGAAGGUUUUAUAAGGGACUACUUUGUCCAGUUUAGCUAUUGCAUCUUGGCCAUUUUCCCCCCAUGUGGCAAAAAUGGCCAUGAAAAGGCAUCAGAAUGGCCACUGUCUUACAGCAUACAUCACUGUUUCUUAUCAUGAGAUACUUUGCCUUCCACGUGGCUCUGUUGAAGUGCAUACCAUUUUAAGAACGUUUCCCCAGGCAAGUGGUCCAGGUCAACCCACAAAUGACAUUUCCCCACACUUUGUUCGUUUGCCAGUUUAUUUUGUCUGCAAAUACACUGAGAUGUGGGGAUUCAUCUAGAGACAGUCUUCCUUCUGAUCUUUUCAGCAAAGAUCCAUAGAUAAGAGAUUAACAGUAAGUUUUGAUCAUGGAAGCAAGGUAGGAGACUUCAUGGCAGAACAGCCAGCUGCCAGGGCUGCUUAGGUUUGUCUGUGAUGCUGGAACUGGCAGAUCUAUCAGGAAGUUUCUGAAACUGAUGUAGAAACUGGUUUGUAGUGAAUAUCUGUGUUAGUCUGGUCCCUGCUAAGAUUUUAUGCCAAAGGAAAAGAGGUGGGAUACAGAACCUGGGUGAAGAGUUUUAGCAACACUUUAUAUCUUUACUGCAAGUGCUGUGUCCUGUUUACAAAACAAAAUAAACAAAAUGCAAAUGUAUUUUGAGUGCAACCUAAAGGCCCAAAACUGAGAAAAAAUACAAGACAUAAGUUCCAUUAUUUUUCAACCUUAUGAUUUUUAGAUCACAUUUAUGAAACGAUCUCCAGAAUUAGAAUUGCUGGGGAGAUACCAGACAUACCACUUAAAAAUCAGUUAAGCAAGCUGAAGCUCCAGGAAUGUGUUGAUUGAAGGUAUCCUACCACGGCAAGACCCUUUCAUAUCACUAGCUGGAGUUGAAUCUUCCCAGCAAAGGAUAUGAUUUUCCUUCCCCUCCACAUUCUCUGCCAUUGCAGGACUUCAUUUUUGGGGGCUGCCCAAAAUCCUGUCUUGGAGUUCAGUUUUAGUGGAUGUUCAUGUGUUUACUUCUCUGCUGUGUCUGACCUAGCUGCAUUUGGCUCAAGUGUGUAUUCCAGAGUCACCCAAGGUCAAAACCCACCAUGAAGACUAUGAAAGAUAGUGGGAAGAUAUGUCAGAUGGUAAUAAUGUGGUAUCACUUCUCUUGUUAAUGCAGUUGAUCUGCCUCUCUGAUAAUUAUCUGUGCCUUAUUUCUAAUUUUAAUAGAUUCUGUCUUUAAUUUCCAGCCCCUGGCUCCUGUCUGGUUUUGGUCUUCUAGGUUAAAACACCAUGAGUUCUUGUCUUGCAAAUAUUUACAUGCUGCUCAGCUCUGCUGGGCUGCAUCUAUCUCAGACCCUGCUCUCUCCUGUCUGUGUGUUUUGUCACAGAGCCCUGAGAGGUGCUGCAGCGAUCUGGGGUGGGUGUCCUGGGAUGAGGUCUGACUUGGGCACGGGUACUGAGAGGUCCCCUUUUGGGAAGGUCCCUUUGGGACUUGCUCAUCUGGCAAAGCACAGGAGCAGUCUGACCUCUUUGGGACUGAUGACUUCCACGAGCUCUCUCCUGUUCACCCUAGUGCUGGGUCUGAGGCAGAACUAUCAGUGAGACUGAGAGUUUGGGGGGAAAGAGAAAAGCAGCAGCUCUUGCAGAGAGCAACCUGUCCCCACAACAGGCUCUAAUGAGUACCCUCACUCCUCCCCAGCCCAGCUGGCUGUCCUCUCGGCAAAGGCUGCAGCUGCUUUCUCCAGCCCUGCAGCAAAGCCCAGUAAAGCCAGCCAGCUCGCUGGAGGUCCCCUCUCGGAAGUGGGGCCACCACCUCUGUGGCGAGAUGCUGACUUGCAGUGUUGGCACUGCCUGGGGCUCCCCAGCCUCUCCAAGAGCAGCUCCCAGCUGGAUCCGUGCCCCCUCCUCGUCUGUCCCAGGUUCCCGGCUGCUCCGUGCCAGGGCCAGGCCCUGCGGGGCUGCUGGCUGCAGCCCAGAGCCCUGUGGCCUGUCGGGGCUGGGGGCCAGGCCAUGGUCAAUAGUCCGUGUGCCCUGCCGCCCAGGCCCUGCGCUUCCUUUGUGUGUCUCGGCCCUGCAGAAGUGGAUCUCAGUUUGUUUUGCUGCACACACCGAUCUCUGUAUCCUUAUCACAAUAAAGAUUUCUCAACCUGU